AUGCCUCGAGGACAAGAACCCCUGUUGACGCGUCGUCCGUCAUCGCACAACGACGAGCGAGCAACCGAAGAAGAUGCUCUUUUGACAGGACAGAGACCGAUCCGCCAAUCAUCCACCUCACGAUGGGCCAGAUACCGUGAGAUUGCCCUCUUCGUCUGGGGUCUCAUAGCCACUGCCGCCGUCAUCAUUCUCGCCGUUGUUUACCAGCAUCAAUCGUCCAAGACGACUCCUGACAGACAUGGCGACCGGCCCACUGGAAAGAGAAACCUCGUCUUCAUGGUGAGCGACGGCAUGGGUCCAACCUCGUUGGCCUUGACCCGCGGCUUCAAACAGUAUGUCAACGCCCUGCCAUGGGACGACACUCUGGUCCUCGAUAAGCACUUCAUCGGAAACAGUCGUACGCGAAGCAGCAGCAGUCUCGUCACCGACAGUGCUGCUGGAGCCACUGCCUUCAGUUGUGGUCACAAGUCUUACAAUGGCGCCAUCAGCGUCACGCCCGAUCACACUCCCUGCGGUAGUGUCAUGGAAGCUGCAAAGAGAGCUGGAUACACCACUGGUCUUGUUGUCACCACUCGCAUUACCGAUGCUACCCCUGCAUGCUUCGCCUCGCACGUCAGAACCCGCGCUAUGGAGGACCAGAUUGCCGAACAACUCAUUGGUAAUGGUCCCCUGGGCAGAAACGUCGAUUUGAUUUUCGGUGGAGGAAGAUGCCACUUUUUGCCCAACACCACUGCUGGAGGCUGCAGAGCCGACGGUAGAGACUUGAUCGCCAAUGCGGAUGAGCACGAUUGGAACUACAUCUCCUCUCGUGAGGAUUUUGACAACCUUGGUUCUUCCGUCGAGCUUCCUCUGCUUGGUCUGUUCGCACCCACCGAUAUUCCUUUCGAAAUCGAUCGCAGACACGUCGACGAUGACUACCCAUCGCUUGAAGAAAUGACAAAGACUGCACUUCGUGCUCUCAGCGAUGCCACAAAAGACAGUGAACAAGGCUUCUUCAUCAUGAUUGAGGGAAGCAGAAUCGACCAUGCUGGUCAUAACAACGACCCCGCCGCACAGGUUCACGAGGUUCUUGCUUAUGACAGAGCCAUGCAGGCUGUUCUCGACUUCCUUGAGGAAGAUGACACUGAGGGUCUUAUGGUUGCUACCAGUGACCAUGAGACUGGUGGCCUGGCUACUGCUAGACAGUUGAACGUUGACUACCCCGAAUAUCUCUGGUACCCUGGCGUUCUCGCCAACGCAACUCACAGUGCCGAGCACACUGCCCGUCUGUACUUCUCCCACCUGUCAGCUUCCAAGCCCUCCAAGGCCGACCUUCCCAAGUAUCUCACUAAGCUUAUCAACGACAACUUGGGCAUCAAGGACGUGACUCGCGAAGAGAUCGAUUACCUGAUCGAGCACCCAGUCUUGAGCCCAUGGACCAUGUCUCAGAUCAUCAGCAAGCGCAGUCAGACUGGUUGGAGCACUCACGGUCACAGUGCCGUUGAUGUAAACAUCUACUCUUCCAACCGUCAUGCCUCAAAGAAGCUGCACGGAAACCACGAGAAUACCGAGGUUGGCGAGUUUUUGCGUUGGUACCUCAAUGUUGAAGAUGAGAUGAAGGAAGUCACAAAGGAGCUGAAGGAUAAGCUCGAGAUUUCUGGUGGUGAGAGUUGGUUAGGUGCUGUUCCUUCCCAGGAGGACCUGGCUGUUGUGGCAAGCCAUCUGAUGAGCCCUCAAAGAGGCUUUGAUUAA
Aureobasidium melanogenum CBS 110374 is the source of this 1731-nucleotide messenger RNA. RefSeq names its product alkaline phosphatase-like protein. Gene Ontology annotation, cellular component: fungal-type vacuole membrane. The record is from RefSeq and is a predicted model, not a curated record. The transcript has 3 exons. Lineage: Eukaryota; Fungi; Ascomycota; Dothideomycetes; Dothideales; Saccotheciaceae. The coding region runs from base 1 to 1731 and encodes 576 amino acids. Gene Ontology annotation, biological process: dephosphorylation. Gene Ontology annotation, molecular function: alkaline phosphatase activity.